Molecule: messenger RNA, 930 nt
Organism: Tupaia belangeri chinensis (Chinese tree shrew)
Lineage: Eukaryota; Metazoa; Chordata; Mammalia; Scandentia; Tupaiidae
Product: taste receptor type 2 member 14-like
Exons: 1
Coding region: 1-930 (309 amino acids)
Biological process (GO): sensory perception of taste; detection of chemical stimulus involved in sensory perception of bitter taste; G protein-coupled receptor signaling pathway
Cellular component (GO): membrane
Molecular function (GO): G protein-coupled receptor activity; bitter taste receptor activity
Source: RefSeq, a predicted model, not a curated record
AUGGGCAGUAUCACAGCGAGCACACUUACAAUCAUUUUAACAGUGGAAUUCAUGAUUGGAAAUCUAGGAAACGGGUUUAUAGCACUGGUGAACAGCAUUGAUUGGGCCAAGGGAAGAAAGAUCUCCUCAAUUGACCAAAUUCUCACUUUCUUGGCAAUCUCCAGAAUUGCUCUGCUCUGGCUAAUGUUUAUAAAUUGGUGUGUGCUUAUGUCUAAUCCACUUUUACUUACCAGAGGCAAAAUUCUAAACAUGUUCUAUGCUGGCUGGAUAGUGACCAGUCACUUCAGCAUCUGGCUUGCUACCUGUCUCAGCACUUUUUACUUCCUCAAGAUUGCCAACUUUUCUAACUCUAUUUUUCUCUACCUAAAGUGGAGAGUUAAAAAGGUGGUCUCAGUGUUAAUGCUGGUGACUUUGAUCCCCUUGUUUUGUAAUAUUGUCCUGGUAAACACAUUUAUUGAUGCCUGGAUUGACGGCUGUAAAAGAAACAUGACUUGUAUGAGUAACUCUGUACAAUUUUUAAAGCGUCCUUUAAUCACUAGCACUAUGUUCACUUUCAUACCUUUUGCUAUGACACUGACAACCUUUUUCCUGCUCAUCUUCUCUCUCUGCAAACAUCUUAGGACAAUGCAGCGUGAUGCCCAAGGACCCAGAGAUGCCAGCACCAAGGCCCACAUUACAGUCCUGCAGUCCGUGAUCACCUUCCUCCUGCUCUAUGCCAUUUUCUUUUUGUCUUAUUUUAUAGCAGUUUUGAUCUCUGACUUGGUGAAUGAAAAUAUGAUUUUCAUGUUUUUACAGGCUACUGCAAUUGUUUUUCCUUCAGGACAUUCCUAUGUCCUGAUUCUGGGGAACAAUAAGUUAAGACAAGCCUCUGUCUUGUGUCUGUGGUGGCUGAAAUGCAGGUGGAAAGACAAUGACCCCUCAGGUUCAUAG